Biomphalaria glabrata is the source of this 1541-nucleotide messenger RNA. RefSeq lists its product as uncharacterized. The record is from RefSeq and is a predicted model, not a curated record. Gene Ontology annotation, molecular function: carbohydrate binding. Bases 86 to 637 code for a protein of 183 amino acids. The transcript has 6 exons. NCBI's taxonomy places the organism in Eukaryota, Metazoa, Mollusca, Gastropoda, Planorbidae. Gene Ontology annotation, biological process: cell adhesion.
UCCUGAAAGAAUUUUCGUUAUUAAUAUUUUUAGGCCAAAUUAGCAUUCUUAAAUUAAAAUUUUUUAAUUUUUGAAAUUUGUCAUCAUGGUUGAAUCGAGAUCAUUUACCUUCGUAUCGCUACUGGUUGCCAUGGUGAUAAUUAGCUUCUUGUCAUCCAGUCAUGCUACUUAUUCUCGUGGCGGUCGCCGUGGAAGCGUCAGACAUUGGGGCGGAGAAAGGGGUCGGCACAGUCAUGGUAAUGGUACUAACAGUGUUUGGGAUUUUAUUCGAAAACUCCAGCAGACUUUGAAUAAUUUAGAGAAGAGACUUAACAAUGAAGAGAAGGCAGGAUGUAUGUUUGACUCGCCAAAUAUUGUCAUCUGUAAAAAUGAGGAUGAUACUGAUUGCUACGAAGGAGAAACAGAUGCAGACAAUAGUACCAGGAUCAUUGUCCCAGUUGUUUUCAACCAAACAUUUGCAAACAGCCCUGCAGUGAUGGUCAGUUUUUCUGCAAUACAAUUUGUCGAGGGUCAGACCCUAGAGUUAAACAGUUACAAUGUUACCACCACAGGCUUUGAUAUUGAGAUCACAUCCAGUGGUCCCACUCCGAGUGAACUGUUUCUCUCUUGGAUUGCCUGCAAACAGGUUUCUGGUUAAAGUUGGAUUUUUGCUUUCAUUUUUUAAAAUUGUUUGAUUUUUUGCUUUAAUUUUUUAAUGUUGAUUUUUUUUCUUUAAUUUUGUAAUGUUAUGUAAAAUCCAAAAUUAGUCACUAAAGGAAAAUAUUGAUAAUUUCAACAAGAUCAUUUUGUAAAAAAUUUAUAAAAACAUACUUUGGUGUUUUACUUUGUAUAGAAAUUUCAAAAGCUUGUCCUUGUUAGGAUAGAUAAGAAAGAACACUAAAGAAAAAUUAACUUAAUUUAUUCUUUUAACCUCGGACCUCCCCCAACACAAUUACCAUAGGAUAUGUUCAUAGAACAAAUUCCCUUUUUUAAUUAAUUUUUAUUUUGUUAGACCUACUAGCAGGCUUCUAGCAUAGAAAGCAAUGAUAAUUUUAUGUAAUUAUUUGUUUAAACAAGAUUUACAUAAUGUGCAUUAGAUGGGCCCAAGCCAAAGUAGCUGUGAUUGAUUUUUUUUUUAAUAUUUAUUAUGAAUUUUCUUUUUAUUCCCAUCGAGUUAGAAUAAAGCUUUUUUUUAAAUAGUUUUAUCAUUUAUAAUUAACCAUAAAAUAUUGCUAAAAAUGAAAAUAGAAAUAAUAUAAAAAUGUAUUGUCCAGUAUUGAAUUUUGCUAUGACUUAAAGUAAGAAAUAUCUACAGUGUCAAUGGGAUAUAUCCAGUUGAUAAAUAUAUAUAUACACAUAUAUAUAUAUAUAUAAUUAUUUAUAGUAUAUAAUUGUAUAUAUGUAUUUAACUUACUAGCUGAUCUUAUUUAGUGUACCUUACAGUAAUAUGCUGACAAUGGGUAAUUAAUUUUAAAAUAGAAUUGUAUUCUUUCACAUUUUUUACAUGACAUAUGCAAAUAUUCUUUUUUUUUUUAAUAUUAAAAGUUAACCAUUGUUUACUU